UUGCUUUAUAAGGGAAUUUAUUUAUCUUAUGUUUGUUAUGAUAAUUUUAAGGCAUGGUUUCGCAUACAGUAACGUUUUGUUUUGGUGCCAGUGUUUUCUGUUUUGUGAUGUGCCCGAUACGAUGAGAAUAAAUUGGUGAUGAUGUCAUUGUAAUGUCGGGAAAAGAAUUAUUUACGCGGAGCCCUGUUCCAGAAAGAAAAAUAAGGUUUAGAUCAGCAGCGAAAGUUCUUUUUGACAAUGAAAACAGAGUAGAAGAUUUAUUUUUGCACGCAGAUUCGAAGGCGCUUCAGAAUGAAAAUUUUGUUUUGGAUUAUGAAAAACAGGAAGAGAAAAAAGGGACGCCGUCCCUGCUGAGGUUCCUGAACGUCGAGCUAACGCGGGGCUACAUGCUUGAGCAUGACGAAGAGCAGUACUCAGCGCGCAGGGAGAAGAUGUACACGUUCAUGAAGAUACCCGCGGAGGUGGAGAAGUUCAUGGUCUACGGCUUCUUCCAGUGUGCCGAUGCCUUCCUCUUUGUGUACACAUUUCUACCAAUGAGAUUCAUUUUGGCCUUCUGGGCUUUAAUUUGUCGCCCCAUCAUGGAUUGUUUUGGUUUGCAGAAGUCGAGACAGAAGAGCGUUCUGAAGCCGGCGGAAAUAUGCGACCUCCUGAAGGCGUGCAUCCUCAUAUCGUGCAGCAUGAUCAUGUCCUACGUGGACACUUCAAUGCUGUACCACUUGAUCAAGAGCCAGUCCGUCAUCAAGCUGUACAUCUUCUACAACAUGCUCGAGGUGGGGGACCGGCUGUUCUCCGCGUUCGGGCAGGACACGAUUGACGCGCUGUUCUGGACGGCAGCUGAGCCCCGGGGCAGGAAGCGGGACCACCUGGGAGUCAUCCCCCACCUCAUAUUCGCCAUCAUCUACGUCUUUCUGCACAGCCUCCUAGUGUUGUUCCAGGCCACCACGCUGAACGUGGCCAUCAACUCCAACAACAAAGCUUUGCUCACGAUCAUGAUGUCGAACAACUUUGUGGAGUUGAAAGGGAGUGUUUUCAAAAAAUUUGAUAAAAACAACCUGUUCCAAGUAUCGUGCAGUGAUGUGAGGGAACGUUUCCAUCUCUUCGUGUUGCUUUUCAUCGUCGUCCUCCAAACUAUGAAGGAGUACUCUUGGCGAGAAGAGAGGUUCUGGGUCCUGGUUCCUGACUGCAUCAUGGUGCUCGGGGCCGAAGUGCUAGUCGACUGGAUCAAGCACGCCUUCAUCACGCGGUUCAACGAGCUGCCGGUCGUCGUGUACAAGGACUUCACCACCAGCCUGGCCUACGACGUGGCGCAGACUCGACAGAAGAACGCGUUCUCGGACCACUCAGACCUGGUGGCCCGGCGGAUGGGGUUCAUCCCGCUGCCGCUGGGCGUGGUGAUGGUCAGGGUUCUCUCGCACGCCCUCCGCGUGGACAGCCCGGCCGCCGCCGUCCUGCUGGUGGCCGCCUACCUGUGCCUGGCGUCGUCCCGCGUGCUCGUCACCGUCGUGAUGCUGGGCCGGGCCUGCGACCUGGUCUCCCAGCACCAGGAGAGGUCCGGCGGGGGCGGCGGCCCCCCUGCUCCUCCGUCGUGGGUCCACCGCGCCACCAGCCCCAUCGGCAGCCCGCGCCCCCGCACCCCCCCGGCGCCGCUGGUACGCUCGGCGACCGUCGACUGCGCCACCCUCGCCCCGGGGACACCGCCCCCCGAGGUGACUGUGUCCGGGCCCCGGCCGGACCGCGGCCUCGGCCCGGCCGCCAUUUUCUCCAACAGCUCGGUGCGCCUGGACAGCGUGUGCCUCAACGAGGCCCUGCUCGACGAGGCGGAGGCGGAGACGGAGAUGGACUGCGUGACACGGAGCGUGCCAAACAUCGCCGCGGAAGACGCCUUCCGGCGGGACGGCGCGGCGCGGCCGGCCGACGAGCCGGCCAAGAAGAGGGCAGAGUCGGAGCCAUCCAUCCCGGUGGCGGUGGAGGCGGAGGUCGACGGCUCGUUUGCUCCUUGACCUGCGAGCAGCCUGCUCCUCGCGUGGCCUGCUGGAGGCUAGGAUUGAAGUGUGUGUUCUUAGGCGGGCCCAUGUUGUAUUACAAGAGGGAGGCAUUUCGGGUUGUGUAAUGUUGUAUUACAAGAGGGAGGCAUUUCGGGUUGUGUAGGUUCGAGCAGUGUUUUAAAAACUCUUUUCUUUUUUUCUCCACCUGUCAUCGUUGUUAAACAUUUUUUAUAACAAUAUAUAUAUAUAUUUUUUUUUCAGUACCUGGAGUUAAUAUCCCACCUAAGUUGUUGAAAUUCUGUAUGAAGGUUGAAAAAAUCAUAAUUACACAGAUGACUGGUAAGUUUGGAAUCAUAUACUAUUGUAAUUAAUGGGAUAAAUUUUUUUUUUCCCUGACUUUCAUCUGGUGUAGGUAGUUGUGUUUGUGCCUAUUUUAACUUGCGUUCAGAAUAAAUAUAUAUAUAUAUAAAAAAAGAAGUUUGGAUUUGAAACAAGUACCAAUGUUUUUUUUUUGUUUUGUUUUGAAGAGUGAUUUUGUAGUUUUAUUUGAAAAUUUUUGUGAAAUACUUUUGUAGCUCUGCCGUAUUUGCAUCGUUCAAGUCGAAAUGCUGAUCUAAGAUGACACUGCAGUAGUGAAGAGACUCUUGUGUACCCUUGUACGUAUGUAGUUACUGGCCUGAAGUUUGAUCAUUAUCAGUAAACCAACAUAUAACUGAAAAUAUUUUUAAAUUGUGAAUUUUGGUGCUGGUAUUAUUUUAUAUUGGUAAUUAGCACCUUUUAAGUUGUUGCGUAGACAGUGAAUUUAAUGUAUGCCUGAGAAGCAGUUUGCAUAAUGUUCAAAUCAAAAUAAGAACCAUACCAAAAUACAUUAACGGUGUAAAGAGGCUUAACUUUUUUUUAAGGUGCUGCUAGUGUGUAUAUAGUUUUUCCAAAUAUCUGCUCAAUAAUUAUUGUAUCAUUGUUGUUAUCAACAUGCUGUAUGAAGAAACAAAUGAUGAGUUUAAUUUUAUUUAGUAAUUUGCUUUAUUUGUACAAGUUUUGCAGCAAAAAGAUUUCUUCUCCGAAAGGUUUUUGGAUAUAAUGCAUGCAAACAUACAUAUUUAUUUGACAGCUUUUGUUCAUACUUAUUCUUAAAAACAUAUUUUGCAUCACUGUAUAAAGAUUUUUUUUUAGGUGGUUUUUAAAAUUUUGCACCACGUGUCUUACUAGUUGAAAUGUAAUUACUCAUAAGAUGUCAUUGAUUCUAAGACCUAUCUUGAUUCUGAUUUUUUUUUUGCGUACACGUAGAACAAUACAACUUCAAUUCAAGUUAUUGAUGGUACUAAUGCAGUAGUUCCUUGAAGUUUACUACCCAGUCUUCCGAUCAUGAUUUGUGUGCAGGAUGUACUUGUUGAGAUUGCAUUAUUUGGCUACUUUGUUCUUAAAUAAGAAGAGGUUUUUUGAUGUGUUAAGUGCCCUUUUUUUGUGUGAAAUAAACAGGAGCCUUGCUUGGACUUCGGCACACCUAAAAUUGUCAGCAUUUUAUCCUAAUGAAGUUCACUAUUUGUUCAUAUUUUUUUUGUACCUUGUCCUCAAAUUACCGUUACUAAAUUAUCUGCUCUAAAUUAUAAUUAUUCUGAUUGAAUUUGUCUACAAGUACCUAUAGUAAGUCAUUAUUGUAAGCCGCUCCCCAUUUACAAAUUUCAUAAAUAAAUGUGACAAAUGUAAGAUACUGUUGAUUUUAAACAUGCCCAUCUUCAAAGCUCAAAAAUUAAAAGUUGAUCUUAGAAUUAAAUAACUAGUACCUUUUUGUGAAAUAUCUCGUUGCCUAAUAGAAGGGUUGGAGGUGCAAAACAUAUAGCCGAGCUAUUAUUUUUUUUCUGUUACUUUUUACAGCUAAAUUACUCUUCAAAUCUUUCAAUGUAAAAUAAAACAUUGAAUCAAUUCUUCUAAACAAAAUCAGUUUCAAUAGUUUUUUUGUGUGUUUGCUGUUAGAAAUAAUAAUUUUUUAUUUAAAAAGUAUUACGUAUUUAUUUAACACAAACCAUCAAAUUCACAAAGGUAUCGGAUUAAGAAGUUGGCCAGGUAUAAUUUAAGAAACUACAGACUUUGCUCUCUAUUUUCUCAAAAUAUGUGUAAAAUAUAAAUAUAUAUUAUAUAGCUAACUUGCAUACCAUAUUUAUUUUGAAAGCGAACUAAGUGCUGUGAUAAAGAAAAUUCAUAAGUAUUGUAGUUCACUGUGAACUUUAGGCAGGAUAUGCAUUAAAAUAUACCAUUGUUAAGUUUUUAUAAAUAAUUAUAUUUUAAGUAAUUGAUACUUGUUGUCCAUGCCUAAGCAUUUCAGUCUUGUAUAGUUAUAUUUUGUUGUAUGUCAUUGGGAAGGAUUUUUUUUUAAAAAAAGGUUUGUUGUUUGAUUAUGAAUUUAUUAUUUAUUUUGCUUAUAUUAAAUGACUAGCAGUUGUAUCCCUUGUUGACACAUUAUAUUUUAACAUUGUAGCGAAGGAAUAACUGUGAGAUGGAUAACAAAUGCUAUAUUCAACAUGUCAAGUGCACUGGAAUUCUUAAACACAUAAUGUAAAUCCAACUUGUCAGUUUCAGGUACAAAUAACAGGAGGAUAAAAUUUUUAUGGUUAAGAAAUUUAAAAAAAAAACCUUGUGUUGGCAUCUGAUAUUUCGUAACAUUAUUUUCUAGGGAUGGGCAUGUCUAUUCUUCGAUUCCAUCUGGAAUAGGAACCGUCAAUUCCUAAGCAAUAGGAGGAAUUGUACUAUACAAAGAAUGUAUCAUAUUUAGAGUGGUCUAAAGAACUGUUGAUAAUUUGGAUGUGAAACAGAUUAUCAUAAAUUGAUUCUUGCCACAAUUGUGUAUUUUCCGACCAGUAAGCUGACAAAGUAAAAAUGCGGUCAAUUAUUUUAAGUUUAGAUUGUAACUGCAAUCACCUAUUUUUAUCCGUAACACCACUAACCAAAGUUAGAUUUCUGUACUUGCGGGGGAAACAUUGUAAACUCAUUCCAAUGUAACAGCUUUAUUUCAUAAAUACAACAUUAAUGUAAUUAAAUAAUAUCUUUCACUUCCAACAUCGAGCAAUCAUGACACCAUGUUGAAGUAAAUAAUGUAAUGCAGGCUGGCCAACCGUGUUAUGCCUAAAUUAUUUUUUUUCCAUAUCCUAAAGCUAAUUUUGUUACUUUUACGUAAAUAUAUUUCACUUAAAAGAAGUUAGUUAAAAAUUGGAUUAUGUUGGUUCCUAUGUGUAAACAAAUUUUUGUACAAAAUGCACUACGUGUUUUGAUGUUUCAUUUGCUGUUACCAAGAUAGCUUGCAUUAUUAUUAAUUCUAUUGUGGAUUUUAAUCACGAUAAACAGAAAAUAUCUCAUCAGUUAGUGUUUUAAUGUCAAUAUAAACAUUCACGGACAUAAAACAAUUGAAAUACAACAAUCAGCGCUCUUAAAGAUGAUGGCAGGAGAGAGGAAUUUUUUCAAGAACACAAAAUGAAGAACUUUCAUUAGUUUUAAUUAUAUAUUUUGCAAUACUUUCGCAAGCUUUUCAAAUGUAAAUUUUCAGAAAAUGUACAUACAUUUAGACUUAUUAAGUGUUAUAUUUUAGGCUAACCUUCUGCUUGAAUUUCCAUAAUUUCAUUCAUAAAGGAAGUAAAAAUUGGGAAUUAGAAUCUGAAACAAACCUGGAAUCGAGGGAAUGUGGAAUUGACCCAUCCCCAUCCCUAUUAUUUUUAUGUUUAGCAUUUUGACUAAAAGAUUUGUAUCACUUUAUUUUACUAAAGGAUUAAUGACUACUCAAAAUUGGUCUAAUGUUGUGAGUUGUACUAUAUUGUUCAUUUUAUGUUUUGUGUUUUUUUUUAUAAAUUCAUUUUUGGGAUAGUGGUGCAAUUUUUGUUUUGCCUGCUCCUCAAAGUUGCUGUGUUCUUAACUGUUCCAUGCAACAUCAUGUUUUAUUUCAGCCAUUUUAUAAAAAAAAAGUUUAUGUAAAAUAUCUUUCAAAAAUAUCUUUCAAGUCUGUUAUGUGAAACUACUAUGGUGAACCUUAUGUGUUGCGAGUGAUUGUUCUGGGUUAAAAAAAGAAGCCAUUAAAGAUUUCAGCUGCAAAAGCAGGGCUUCAAUGAAUACUGGAAAGAUCGGUGGUAAUGAGAGCCCAUUUAAUAAGGCAUUUGUUGUCCCCUAAGAAAUUAAAAACAUUUCUCUUUGAGAAGCAAGCAUAGCAUUAAAUAUUUAUUACUGUGUUUUGUCAACAUUAUAAUAUUUCAUUGCUGUCAAUGUGUUCACUAUGCAGUAACAUAUGACUUAAAAUAGUUGUAAUUCGUGAAUUUUAAAUGGAAAAAUUUAUUUUUGGGAUAAAUGUAAACUCCAUAUCUUUUUGUACGAACAUAAUAUGUAUUAAUCAUUUUCACCAUGUAGCAGUUUUGCGGGCCACUGCAGGAUAAAUUUUUGCCUAAAUGUGAACUAGUUUUGCCACAACAGCUGAAAAAUUUUUAAUGCGAUAAAUUUGUUGCCUUUGGAUAAAUUGAAUAUUUUUUACCUCAUAAAACUGUGUACAUUGAUCUCUGAAAUGUAUUUAUUAUUAAAUUGAUGAAAAUAUUCACUGAAUUUAUCAUUGCUUUGAUAUUUAAAAUAUAUACUUGACU
This is a messenger RNA of Bacillus rossius redtenbacheri, 6598 nucleotides long. RefSeq names its product protein TAPT1 homolog. NCBI's taxonomy places the organism in Eukaryota, Metazoa, Arthropoda, Insecta, Phasmatodea, Bacillidae. The coding region runs from base 153 to 2000 and encodes 615 amino acids. The record is from RefSeq and is a predicted model, not a curated record. The transcript is spliced from 9 exons. Gene Ontology annotation, cellular component: ciliary basal body; endoplasmic reticulum membrane. Gene Ontology annotation, biological process: positive regulation of cilium assembly.